ACAAGGGUGAAAAUUCGAUGAACAGAGAGAGUGAAAAAAAAAUAAGAAGAGGAAAAGGUAUCUGUCAACAAAAUUUUUUCUUUCUCUUGUUAGUAGUACAUAUAUGCAAUUUUAACCAUGAAGAUGGCUGACACCACACCAAUUAUCCGCAGAAAUCGUCCUGGAACCAAGGCAAAGGACUGGUGCCAUUGGCCAGAUGAACUGUUUGAGGAAAUGGACAGCACAUUGGCUGUACAACAGUAUAUACAGCAGCUGAUCAAAAAUGAUCCAUCAAAUAUCGAAGUAAUAUUAACGAUGCCGGAGUCACAAGAUGAAGGCGUCUGGAAAUAUGAGCACUUAAGGCAAUUUUGCAUGGAGCUAAAUGGAUUGGCGGUACGAUUGCAAGCCCACUGUGUUCCUAGUACAUGUACACAAAUGACUGCCACCGAACAAUGGAUAUUUUUGUGUGCCGCCCAUAAAACACCAAAAGAAUGUCCUGCUAUCGAUUACACACGCCAUACACUGGAUGGUGCAGCCUGUCUAUUGAAUAGUUGCAAAUACUUUCCAAGCAGAAUUUCCAUCAAAGAGGCAUCUGUAGGUAAACUAGGUUCGGUGUGUCGUCGAGUUUAUCGCAUAUUUUCCCAUGCGUACUUUCAUCAUCGCCGUGUUUUCGACGAUUUCGAAAGCGAAACGUAUUUGUGCCAUCGUUUUACACAUUUCGUCACUAAAUAUACGUUAAUGUCAAAGGAAAAUCUCAUCGUACCAAUCGAAGGUGAAACUGAUGUUGGCACCGUUGCCGGUGAAAGUGAAGCAUAAAUAUUACAAGAAGAAGAGGAAAAAAAACAACAACAACAUCAACAACAAUUCCGCAUUCAGCUAUAAAAAUUUCAAAUACGAUGAUUGUAUAAUUUAUUUAAACUCAAUCUUAAUAUUUACUGAAUUAUCGAACAGUAAUGAUGAAAAGAAAACACUCAAUAUGACACAUAUAUAAGAAAAAAAAAUUUAAACGUAAAGAAAAACCAAUAUGAAACAUUCUUAAAACAAUAGAUUGUAGGUGUGUGAGAUUCCUUUGCAUUUUAUUAUGUUCAUUCAAAAACAAAAUCAUUUAAAAUUAAUUUUUUUCCUUCGUUUAUUUCAUUAGCCGAGAGAAAAAAAAAUACAUAAUAGAAACCAUAACACUAACUCUGUACAAUCAUUUAUUCAGUGAUUUGUUUUUUAACCGUUUAACGGCAUAUCGUCAUGUUGUGGACGACAGGAUCAAUCUUACUCUCAUUGACCAAACCUUUCAAAUAGAAAUAGCACAGGAACUAUGUUUAAGGACAUUAGAAUGCAAAUAAAUCUUAAUUAAUGAACAACAA
Molecule: messenger RNA, 1337 nt
Organism: Sitodiplosis mosellana (orange wheat blossom midge)
Lineage: Eukaryota; Metazoa; Arthropoda; Insecta; Diptera; Cecidomyiidae
Gene: Mob4
Product: MOB kinase activator-like 4
Exons: 4
Coding region: 118-795 (225 amino acids)
Cellular component (GO): cytoplasm
Source: RefSeq, a predicted model, not a curated record